Molecule: messenger RNA, 735 nt
Organism: Periconia digitata
Lineage: Eukaryota; Fungi; Ascomycota; Dothideomycetes; Pleosporales; Periconiaceae
Source: the annotation of a GenBank genome assembly
AUGCAGGGUGGCCCGAGCUUUGCUUACGACAACUUCAAGCCUCAGGGUCCACUAUCAACCACCCCGACACCAUUGCUCCCGCAAUCUAGUCCAGUUCGAAUCGCGUCUCCGCGAGGAGAAAACACAUUGGCCGUACAGCUCAGAUCGUCUAUUGAGCUGAUGCCAAGCUCGAGCGUUCAAGACCCAGGGUAACUCGACUAUUCCCUCUCGGAGCAACGCGCCGACUGCUCUGCAUGCCGACUAACCUGUCUCCAUCUUGCACGAUCUUCUCGCAGUGCGCUUGCUUGAUAGACGAUCGCCCUCAUUCAUUGCCGCGUCACCCUUCGGAAGCCUCACCUUGCACGGCCUAUCCACUGUCGUUACUGUGUACACCAAUACGAUAGAUGUUCCCCACAAUUUUCACCACGUUCACCGUCCUUGCUGCCGUCUGGGUUCGAGGAGCGACAGACCUGGAGAAACAUAAAUAGAGCAGCUCACCUCCACUCUCAACAAUAGGUUAUGCACUAGAACUACGACCUUUCAAUCCUGGAAGCAUCGCCAGUGCAAUAAGUAGGCCCCGAAACUUGCAUAGCUCGACUAGUAGUUGCUUGUUGAUCUUAGCAAUCACUGUUGAAACACACUCCCUCCGUCUGUCAGUGAUUCUCUCGCCACGUAGAUGACCUCGGGCUCUUGAUGUAAUGAAUCCAGAAACUUCGAGGGCUCGGCGGCCCAUUCCAAGCGACACACGUUGACACU